Molecule: messenger RNA, 2130 nt
Organism: Paramisgurnus dabryanus
Lineage: Eukaryota; Metazoa; Chordata; Actinopteri; Cypriniformes; Cobitidae
Gene: clic5a
Product: chloride intracellular channel 5a
Source: RefSeq, a predicted model, not a curated record
UCAGCUGACCACAGGAACAAAAUCAAAACAACCACAACCCCUCGACCGACCUGUUACAGCCCCAUCUCAUCACAGGAACACUAAUCCCGAAACCAAAUUCCCAACCUCCUUUGAGGAUCAGCGUGCAUCGGUGUGAACUUGACCGAUAUGACCUCAAAUGAAGAGGACAAAGAUCCUGAUAUUGAGCUGUUUGUGAAGGCAGGGAGUGAUGGAGAGAGUAUUGGAAACUGUCCUUUCUCUCAAAGGCUCUUUAUGAUCCUGUGGUUGAAGGGAGUCGUGUUCAAUGUCACCACUGUUGAUCUGAAGAGGAAACCAGCUGAUCUUCAUAAUCUUGCCCCAGGAACCCCUCCACCCUUCCUUACUUUCAAUAAAGAUGUACAGACGGAUAUCAACAAAAUUGAAGAAUUCUUGGAAGAGAUGCUAGCACCUCCUAAGUAUCCAAAACUGGCUGCAAAGAACAAAGAGUCAAAUAGUGCAGGAAACGACAUCUUCGCAAAGUUUUCAGCCUACAUCAAGAACACAAAGCCAGAAGCCAAUGCAAAAUCUGGACCUUCUUUUGAUAGACCCACCCCACACAUACGCAACACAGGCAACGAUGUCAGUCUGGAAAAAGGACUUGUGAAAACUCUGAAAAAACUGGACAACUUCCUAAACUCUCCUCUUCCGGACGAGAUUGAUGCUGAUGGUACGGGAGAGAUGCGCUCCAAUCGCAAGUACCUGGAUGGCAAUGAAUUGACGCUUGCCGACUGCAACCUUCUACCUAAACUACACAUAGUGAAGGUGGUUUCAAAGAAAUAUCGUAACUUUGAGAUCCCAGCAGACUUUACAGGAGUUUGGAGAUAUCUGCAGAAUGCCUACGCCCGAGAUGAAUUCACUAACACGUGUGCAGCCGAUCGAGAGAUUGAACUGGCCUAUCAGGACGUAGCAAAGCGGGUCGGCAAGUAAACCAGACUCUGAUCGUAUUCAAAACUACAGAAAGCAACCCAUCUCUUUCUGAAAGAUCGUUUUCUUCAGGUGAAAUGAUACAAGUACCACAUUUCUGAGCAGAAUUUACCUUAAGGAUUCCACAUUGGACCGGUCCAAAAUGCCUGUACUCUCAUUAAGACGAAUGUUUUUCUCUUGCCAUCAUGUUUUUUAUCGCUGUCUUUGAUGAAGAAACCCUGUGCCACUUUUUCUCUGAAGCUUUUGAGGAUUUAAUGAGGAUUCUCUCGAUUUAAACUGAAUUUAAACUACUCGUGUGAAUCAUUCGAAUGUGACUGGGAUGAUAGUUUGAGUUGUUAGUUGUAGAAAGGAGUUUUAUACAAAUUAUUUUUGCUAGCUUGUCUAACAGCAUUAAUUUGUGCUUUAUGCAAUACCUAAUCCAUGAUUUAUUUUAGAGUAGAGAAAGAUGUGAAAUUAAAUAAAGUUAGAGGAUCUUGAGAAGAAUUUGACUCAAGCCCACAGCUCUACCUGGUGGACAUUUUAGGAAUUGACACAAAAACGUAAAAAUUUCAGAUUGAUUUGAAGUCAAACCAUCACUCAAACUGGACACAUUAUGUAGGUCUCAGGUAUUUCAAAACCUUUCUGGAUUCUAUAUAAAUCUGCAUAUUGGUCUAUUAUAAUAAAUAUAUUUUUUCACAAAGCAUAAUUUGUUCUUAUUUAGUUAAAGAAUUUUUUCUGUGGCCAAAUUAUAUGAUUUUUUAAAUUCAACAGCAUGUCACAUCUAUAUGCAUGUAAACUGGAACAUUUACUCUAAACCAGUUUAAGGUGGUCUGCUGGUUUUGUUUAGAUCAGUGGUGCCCAAACUGACCUGUAAUGUGGCCCGUCAUAAGAUUAGGAAAAAUGAUAAACGUCACUGACGAAGAUUUUCAUAUUUCUAAUUAAACAUUUUCUAAAAUGUAAUUUUUUUUGUUUUAUUUGUGCAAUAUACAAAUGUUAAUUGAAAUUAAAUGCAAUGGAUUAAAGUGAAUAAUUUUUUAUGUACAUGAAUACUUGAAGGUGUAUCAGGAAACUCAACAAACUCGGGUACUAUAGGCUAAUAAUAGAGAGGUCGAGGCAGUGGCACGCAGAUAAAAGGAUAUUUAAAAAGUAUUUUUUUUUUUACAACAGUUACCUUUGAAAAUAAAACUGCAUUAGUUAUGCAUAAACAGA